AUGGAGAGUAUCUCUCUGCCGAUAGAUGGGAAUGGACUUCGAGAUUUAUUUGGGGACAGGAAGGUCCCCGAUAUUAGCAGAAAAAUCACCGCCUGCGUUGCAUGCCGCAAGCAAAAGAUAAAAUGUAAUAUGCGAGAUGGACGCGCGCCAUGCUUACGGUGUAAGAAGCGAGGCUUAUCAUGUACGGUUAAUCGGAGUCUUCAAAUGCUCCUGGAAGAAGACGCAGACUGGAAGAACUCCGUUACACGUAAAAUUCAAAGUCUUGAAGCUUCUUUGGCUGAGCUUCGAGAGGAGCGAAGACCAUCGUCUGUCACCAUGCCACCACCAGUUCGCGCCCCAGGCGAUCAGUCUUGGGAAGUAGUAAUGGACCUAGAGAGCGGACCUGCCACGAUUCCCGCCGCUUGCGUUGAAGAGCAUACUUCAUAUGCGAGGCCUCCUGGCAGGACUCGAGUUGGUCCAGAUCUGAUCGACCAGGGCGUAUUGACAUACGACCAAGCCCAAAAUCUUCUAGAGCUGUACUCGAAUCGCCUAGAUCACUUUUUGUACCAGACCUUAGGGGAGCACAAGGAUCUCGAUGCCAUCAGGUCUAGCUCUUCUCUUCUCCUGGCGGGAAUUUGUACAGUUGGCGCUUUGCACUCCGCGGAGUUGGGACACUUGUAUGAGCGCUGCUACAAAGGAUUCAUGGAUCGCUGUGCUGCUCAGAUGUUUCUAAAUGAGAACAGACUAGACGACAUCAGAGGCCUGUGUAUUGGUGCAUUCUGGCUCAACGAAGUUUCUUGGAGUCUUGUGGCAAGGCGAAUGCGAAGUUAUUACGAGACGAGACUAUACUACUUAGUGUACGUUUGUGAUCAUCACUUUAGCGUGGCAUAUGGCCUUCCGUCGAUGUCAAGAGAAUGCGAUUCGAUCAAAUCUGCAUCUCGGUUUCUGGGUACGAAGCAUGCAUGCGAGGAUGAUGCUAGACUAGUCAGUCAGAUUAACAUCUGGCGUAUAUCUAGCUCUGUCUUCGAUGCUUUCGGGGUCGACGUAGAGAAACCUAUUUCUGUUGACCAGCUUCCAAAAAUACACCGACUCAUGAUAUCACUAGAUACCUGGCGCGCAGACUGGAGCGAGAGCUUGAAAACCCACACCCUAAUUGGAGACUACUCACAGAUAGGGGUCGGACUCCAUUUCCACUUCGCUAAAGUUCAUCUCUGCUCUCUUGCCUUCCGGGGCGUAACCUCAGACUCUCACGACUUACACCCUGGCAUGGAAGAGAUAGCGAACGCUGCAGUCGUCUCAGCCAAGUCUAUUCUACGCACAAUCAUUCAUCACCAGAGUGUGCAAUCUCAUCUCCAUGGCCUCCCGCUCUACUUCGAUACUAUGAUUGCUUUCACCGUUGUCUUCCUCCUCAAAGUAGCGACGAAAUUCUCGCGGAGCGACAUGGCAUCUGUUCUCCGCAGGGCCGCGGCGAAGAUGCAUCGCCAACAUUUGCUCCGAUUUAUUGCUGAAGGGGUAGAUAAGCUCUUGCAGAGAUGUGAAGGAGGACCUUCCGCCAUUCCGCAAACCGCAAUCUCGGACGCAUACAUGCUUCAAGACUCACAAGCCCAUACUGGGCAUAUGGAAACGCCGGACGGAGGCUUCAACUGGAUCGACAAUAUGCAGAAUUUCGACCUGUUAUCUUCGCACAACGACUUUUCUUCUAUUGCGUCAUGGCCAUAUACCAUGGAUUUUGACCACGGAAUGGACAUCGGAACCUGGGACACUACGGAACAGAUUGAGAUUUCGAUACCAAGUCCCCAAAACAGCAACGAAAGGCCAAACCUCCGCUAA
Mytilinidion resinicola is the source of this 1809-nucleotide messenger RNA. RefSeq lists its product as uncharacterized. The transcript has 6 exons. Gene Ontology annotation, biological process: regulation of DNA-templated transcription. Gene Ontology annotation, molecular function: DNA-binding transcription factor activity, RNA polymerase II-specific; transcription cis-regulatory region binding; zinc ion binding. The coding region runs from base 1 to 1809 and encodes 602 amino acids. Gene Ontology annotation, cellular component: nucleus. NCBI's taxonomy places the organism in Eukaryota, Fungi, Ascomycota, Dothideomycetes, Mytilinidiales, Mytilinidiaceae. The record is from RefSeq and is a predicted model, not a curated record.